GUUUUUUGGCCUAACCGCAAAAACCACAAGAGGAAGAAGAAACUGCGUCAUAAAAUUUCCUGUCUCUCCAUCUUGGGUCACACGGGGACAACGCGGCCUGGUUUACAUGGUCAGAUUAUAUUUCUGAUAAGAAAACGAAACGGAUGGUGAAGAAGAGUUGAGCGUGCGGCGCAGAGUGGCCAUUUCCUUCUGAGGAUCCGUUGUGGGAUCAUCUGUGAACUCCAUUGUCCUGGUGCUGGGCCCACAAGUUGAUCUUGCCACCAGUUCACCCAUCACUCUGGUUGUGAAGAGGCGCGGUCUCCAUUAGAAGAAAUGGAGCAUCGAGGCAAAACGCUGGGGGCUGAUUUCAACCCCAUAGUGCUGCUGCAUAGAUUAGAUGCUCAGCAGAUGUUGCUGCUUAAAGAAGAUGCUCCUGAAGAACAUGGUCUGGGUUUUGACAUACCAGGUCCAGAGUUUCUCCCACCAACCAUGAAUGAGGAUGAUGAAGAGUUUCUCCUGUCCUCACACCUUCAUCAGCACCACAUACAAGACAGAAAGUUACCAGAAGUUCACUGUGAAGCAGUAGAACCCGUCAAGAAUCAAGAUCAUGGAGCUUACUCCAACUCAUCAGAGACUGAACUCAUUGAGGAGGAGGAGGAUGAAGAUGAUGUAAACAACGUUUUCUGUCAUCUUGAACAACUGCGGGAUUGCAGGCCGAAAUGUAAAUACAGGGGAAAUGACACCAAGGUGAGCCAUUCAAGUAGAGGUUCUCCAAACUCUGAGGAUAAAAUGAAAUUCAUUACUUCAAAACAAUCCCUAGACUCAAAGAGGAAAGUUCAGGAUGAAAUGAAGGUUAGCUGUGAUGAAAUCAGGAAAACAUGUAAUAGAAAUCCAACCUCAAAAAGACAUGCGAGAACCCUAGCAGGACAUGAACAUCUCUGUAAAUUGUGUGGACACACUUUUAAAGAAAGAAGAAACUUAGACACACACAUGAGAAUCCACACAGGAGAGAAACCUUUCAGUUGUGACAUUUGUGAAUACAAGUGUAGCAUAAAAUCAAGUUUAAAUGUACACAUGAAAACCCACACAGGAGAAAAACCUUUCAGUUGUGAUGUUUGUUUGCAGAGAUUUGGUCAUAAAGCUAAUUUAAAUAAGCACAUGAAAAUCCACACAGGAGAUAAACCUUUCAGUUGUGAUGUUUGUUUGCAAAGAUUUAGUCAGAAAGGUAACUUGAGCUUGCACAUGAGAAUCCACACAGGAGAGAAACCUUUCAGUUGUGAUCUUUGUGGAUACAUUUGUAGCGUAAAAUCAAGUUUAAAUCUACACAUGAGAACCCACACAGGAGAAAAACCUUUCAGUUGCGGUCUUUGUGGAUACAUUUGUAGCGUAAAAUCAAAUUUAAAUCUACACAUGAGAAUCCACUCAGGAGAAAAACCUUUCAGUUGCGGUCUUUGUGGAUACAGAUGUAACAUAAAAUCAAGUUUAAAGGUACACAUGAGAAUUCAUACAGGGAAUAAACCUUUCAGUUGUGACAUUUGUUUGCGAAGAUUUAGUCAGAAAGGUCACUUGAACUCGCACAUGAGAAGCCACACAGGAGAAAAACCUUUCAGUUGUGAUCUUUGUGGAUACAUUUGUAGCGUAAAAUCAAAUUUAAAUCUACACAUGAGAAUCCACACAGGAGAAAAACCUUUCAGUUGCGGUCUUUGUGGAUACAGAUGUAGCAUAAAAUCAAGUUUAAAGGUACACAUGAGAAUUCAUACAGGGAAUAAACCUUUUAGUUGUGACAUUUGUUUGCGAAGAUUUAGUCAGAAAGGUCACUUGAACUCGCACAUGAGAAGCCACACAGGAGAAAAACCUUUCAGUUGUGAUGUUUGUUUGCAGAGAUUUAGUCAGAAAGGUCACUUGAACUCACACAUGAGAAGCCACACAGGAGAAAAACCUUUCAGUUGUGAUCUUUGUGCAUAUCGAUGUAGCCAGAAAGCAAAUUUAAACAGACACAUGACAAUCCACUAAAGAUAAACAUUCUAGUUGUGAUAUUUUAGGGACAGGAAAUGAGAAUCGUAUUUUAGAUGGAAGACUAAAGAAAAAGAUAAAGUUAUUCAGCUGCGAGUGUUGAAGUCUAUAAAACACUAAAGAGAGUGGAAAUUGAUUUAAAUCAAUCAAUUGCAGGGUUUAUUGUGGAGAAUUUCUGUGCUAUUAAGGAUUACUUUUGUUUUUUUAUGCUUCUCUUCCAGUUAUGGUUUGAUUUGAUUUCAAUAAGCAUUUUAUGGAAUACACUAGAAAUUUUAUGUUAUAUUGUUGGAAAUAUGAUUUCUCACUGAGUUAAUACUAAUAAAUCAGAUUUAGUUUUUUUACUGCAUUUUUGUUAUUCCUGUAGAUAUAGCUGUGCUA
Messenger RNA from Xiphophorus maculatus (southern platyfish), 2370 nucleotides. RefSeq names its product gastrula zinc finger protein XlCGF57.1-like. The transcript is spliced from 4 exons. Lineage: Eukaryota; Metazoa; Chordata; Actinopteri; Cyprinodontiformes; Poeciliidae. Gene Ontology annotation, molecular function: RNA polymerase II cis-regulatory region sequence-specific DNA binding; DNA-binding transcription activator activity, RNA polymerase II-specific. Gene Ontology annotation, biological process: regulation of transcription by RNA polymerase II. The coding region runs from base 313 to 1992 and encodes 559 amino acids. The record is from RefSeq and is a predicted model, not a curated record. Gene Ontology annotation, cellular component: nucleus.